UGCAUGAAUGAGUAAAAUAAAAACAGAGAGAAGACUUUCCACCUGCACUUUCUUGUCCUUGAGGCUAGCAUUCCCAGUCUUCUAUGGUGUAAAUAACAGCUCCGCACAGCGAUUGUGCACUACAUACUUUGCUCACCAGCCAGGUUGUUUAUAGUGUCGAAUGGUUCUCGCGUCGAGUGAAUCGCGUCCUGUAAAAUGGAUUUUCUGUGCAUUUGCUGCCCACCUGGUAGCUCUGCUGCUAUUCGACAUUGGCAUGUUUCCAGUCAAGCAGAUGAGUAGUGACAAUGCUGAAUGGAGAGAUUAUGGCCUGGAGCCGGGUACGGAUGCGCCACUUCGUUAUGAGCGCGUCUUCAAACGAGUCGUGGUGAUGCUGAUCGAUGGGAUUCGAGCUGAUUUCGUGUGGAACGACAGGGGCCGCAUGCCAUUCACCCAGUCACUGCUGGAAAGUCAGCACGGCGUAGGUUUGGUGACCCUGGCUCAAGCACCCACGGUUACACUGCCACGUAUCAAAGCCAUACUCACUGGGUCAGUUCCUGUGUUCAGUGAUGCUAUACUGAAUCUUCAACAGUCCACGUCCUUGUCCAGUGACAAUAUCCUUGCUUACUCCAAACAGCAUCACGGCAGCAACAUAGUAGCGUACGGUGACGACAUAUGGGGCACCCUGUUCCCGGCGGACGGGGCGUUCCUGCGCCACGAGUGGGUGGUCUCGUUCUUUGUGAGCGAUUUCAUCGACGUCGAUUUGAAUGUCACACGUCAUGUGACGCCCGAGCUGCAGAGUGCGGACUGGGACAUACUGAUCUUGCACUACCUCGGCUUGGAUCACAUCGGCCAUUUCGAGGGCCCUACGAGCAGUCACGUGCCUGGAAAGCUGCUGGAGAUGGACGAGAUCGUGAAGCAGGUGUAUGAAACACUCGACAAGGAUAGCGUCCUGCUUGUUCUCGGUGAUCAUGGCACGGGUGAUGCAGGUGGACACGGUGGGUCGUCAGCAGCAGAGGUGCGUACACCGGCCAUGUUCUUCAGUCCUGGGAUAAACAAACAUGCCGCAGCUGCUACAGUACUCGCCAAUCCGGCCGGAGAAGUGGACCAGACUGACCUCGCCUCCACCCUAGCUGUGAUGCUCGGUGUCCCGAUUCCCAAGGCGAAUAUGGGAACUCUGAUUUCUCCAAUGCUGUCUGUACUGUACGCCGAUGCGCCACGCUCUCUCUUGCGCGUUCUCGCUGCCAACACCGCGCAGCUUCUGGGCGCGGUGAAUGGCAGUGCCGUACCAGGUGCUCUGAAGGAGCGUUUCUUUGCCCGUCACGCGUCUGUAUCUUCUCUGCAUGCAGCCUACGUGGAGCGUCACAUGGGUGGCGCUGACCCAUCGCUGAGCAUAUCACAUGUGAACAAGUUAGUGCACGAUUAUCAGUUAUUGUUGGAUGAAGCCAGCGCGGCUCUCGUCAAGAGUAGUGUGUUGUACGACACAUCUGCCAUCUCUGUUGGCCUGUUUCUACUCGUGUCCGUCUUUGUGCUGUCGCUCCUCUUCAAGUUGCGUCCGUGUGUGUUCAGGGUUCUCAAGGCCGCUCCUGUCCUGUUUGUGGGCAGCGGUGUGAGUGUGUUUGUGCACGUGAUGAUCUGUACGUCUCCGUCGCUCAGCCAGUCGCCAUGGAUUUGUUCCGUGUCACCGAUGUCCACUCCGGUCAUCCUAGUCUUCUUCACAGCCAUUGUACUGAACAUCGCCGUGCUACUGUCACUGACUAAGAGUCUGUUCACUGAUCGCAGUGCCUGGCUGAACAGGGUUUCUCCCAUCGCCGGCAUGAGUGCGAGGGCACGUGCUCUUGCUGUUGGCGGUGUCGUUCACCUCCUGUUCUUGUCUGCCAGUAGUUUUGUCGAAGAGGAACAUCAAGUCUGGUACUUCCUGACCACUUCUCUCGUACUUUUCUCAGGAAUCCAGAAUUGUGUUUCGGGAGCCGGAGCUGGGUGUGCCAAGCUGCUGCCAUCACAAGCCAGUCCGUUUAUUCUAUCCCUUGCGUUGCUGCGACUGAUGCGCUCCUGGUGCCAGACGGGCGACAAAUGGCUUCAUUUGCCCGACUUGUCUUCCUGGCUGGCUGCCGAGAAGCGUAUUGCAGCGCGCAGUGUAACUGGUGCACUGGCUCUGGUCACCGUUGCUGCGGUGUUCUGCGUGAAGUUUCGCCAGCGGCACAUUCCUGCAUGGUGUCUCGGUCUGCUGCUGCUGCCCGGCCUCCUGUUUGCGUUCCUGGCUAGAUCAGCGAUGGGCUCGUUUGCCGUUCCUGGUGUCGUGGCUGCAUUGUUAUCAUCAGACGGGUACCUUGAAUCUCAUGUAGUGUAUGUUCUGUGUAUUGUGAUAGUGUUCGUUCAGAGUUCUCUGUCCUUGCUGCGAGCUUUACUAGGCUCUGGCACAACUGGUGACCACUGUGGCUUGCAGGUCUUCUACUCGGUCUACUUGCUGCUGAUGUGCUUGAUAACACGCGCUCAGAAUGUGCUCGUAGUGGCCGCACUCGGUGUGCAGCACGUGUUGUUUGAUCGGUAUGUCUGGCCCAGCAUGUCGGCGACUCAGGUAGCCGCGUCCAGUCUCUGGAUGGGGUUCGCCGGUUUCUACAUGCAGGGCAACUCCAACGCCAUCGCCAAGAUUGACCUCACGCCCGGCUACGUGGGAAUGAGAGACUUCUCACCGGCCCGCGUGGGUGUGCUCAUCACACUCAGUGUAUGGUCUUCCUUGCUGCUCUGGAUUCUCGCCGGGUUUGGGCAUAUUGUGCGUCGCCAGUACGCCUGCAGAAGGCCAGUUUCAAGACCGGUCGAUUGCAAGCUGAGCGUGCACAGAACUCCAGAAUAUGAGGCUAAGGGCAACAAUACACGUGCGCAGCAGCAGCAGCAUGGUAGUCAUGUUGAUGAAUUCUUGUCGACCGUCAUGCUAUAUCAGAUGGCUAUCGCGACCGUUGCUGCUCUUGUUACCAUGGCAAUGCGCCAGCACAUCAUGGUCUGGACGGUGUUCUCUCCUAAACUGCUUUACACAACGUCACAAUCCAUACACCUCAUAUGCCUGCUUAGCGCUAUGCUUCUCUCCACUUUCUUAUCCAACUGGAGAUAGUUUCCUUAUUUAUGUGUGGCUAGGCAUGGCUAUGUGAAGAAGCAAUGCUCAUUUUUUUUUAGUGCAUAGUUUUUGCACUCUACUCACACAGAAGUAAUUAGAAUUCUAGCUUGCUGGCAAGCUAGUUUUUUUCUGAAUUUUAAAAGGGCAAUCCCCGCA
This is a messenger RNA of Sycon ciliatum, 3244 nucleotides long. RefSeq names its product GPI ethanolamine phosphate transferase 2-like. Gene Ontology annotation, biological process: GPI anchor biosynthetic process. NCBI's taxonomy places the organism in Eukaryota, Metazoa, Porifera, Calcarea, Leucosolenida, Sycettidae. Bases 161 to 3085 code for a protein of 974 amino acids. The transcript has a single exon. The record is from RefSeq and is a predicted model, not a curated record. Gene Ontology annotation, cellular component: endoplasmic reticulum membrane.